Salarias fasciatus (jewelled blenny) is the source of this 1076-nucleotide messenger RNA. It is a transcript of the gene cacng4b, whose product is annotated as calcium channel, voltage-dependent, gamma subunit 4b. The record is from RefSeq and is a predicted model, not a curated record. Bases 80 to 1054 code for a protein of 324 amino acids. Gene Ontology annotation, cellular component: AMPA glutamate receptor complex; voltage-gated calcium channel complex; postsynaptic density membrane. Gene Ontology annotation, biological process: neurotransmitter receptor internalization; transmission of nerve impulse; positive regulation of synaptic transmission, glutamatergic. The transcript is spliced from 4 exons. Lineage: Eukaryota; Metazoa; Chordata; Actinopteri; Blenniiformes; Blenniidae. Gene Ontology annotation, molecular function: voltage-gated calcium channel activity; channel regulator activity.
ACCCGAGGACCGACGCUCUGACGCGCUCCGGUGCGUGAAUGUCGGACCGGUGGUUGAGUGGACUGUAGUAUGAAGCGCUAUGGGUUGGUGUGACCGCGGGGUUCAAACGCUGCUGGCAACAGCGGGGGCUUUCGCCGCCUUCAGCCUGAUGACCAUAGCCAUCGGGACGGACUACUGGCUCUACUCGAGGGCAAACAUUUGCAACGGCACCAAUGCCACGACAGACGAAACCCAGCCACAACCCAAAAGUAAGAAGGGCGAUCUCACCCAUUCCGGGCUGUGGAGGAUCUGCUGUAUUGAAGGCAUCAAUCAAGGCAGCUGCUACAGAAUCAACCAUUUCCCUGAUGACAAUGACUACGACACGGACAGCUCUGAAUACCUGCUACGUAUAGUCCGUGCCUCCAGCGUGUUCCCCAUCCUCAGCACCAUUCUGCUGAUGCUCGGCGGGUUGUGCGUCGGGGUGGGUCGGGUCUACAACAAGACGAACAACGUCCUCCUCAGCGCCGGCAUCCUGUUCGUUGCUGCAGGUCUGAGCAACAUCAUUGGCAUCAUCGUCUACAUCUCCAGUAACGCCGGGGACCCCAACGAUAAACGGGAUGACGACAAGAAGUACACUUACUCCUACGGGUGGUCCUUCUAUUUUGGCGCCCUGUCCUUCAUUGUAGCCGAGACUGUGGCCGUACUGGCCAUCAACAUCUACAUCGAGAAAAAUAAGGAAGUACGCUGGAGGGCCCGGCGCGAGUUCAUCCGCUCUCUCUCUUCCUCCUCCCCUUACUCGAGGAUACCGAGCUUCCGCUACCGCCGGCGGGCGUCGCGCGCCAGCUCUCACUCCACAGAGGCUUCCCGGGAGAACUCGCCGGUGGUCGGUCUGAAGGGCGCGCCGUCUUCCAGCGGACCCCUGGACGAGUUGUCCAUGUACGCCCUGGCGAGGGACAGCGUGACAGAGAACACGUACAGUCCCGAACACGAGGUGUCCGCCGAGUUCCUCCAGGUCCACAAUUGUUUCCCCAACGAUUUGAAGGAUGGGGUGAAUCGCAGGACGACGCCGGUCUGAGCUCCACCUUAAACCAGGGAGG